AUGCUCGACGCCGCCUCGCCCAGCUACCUACCUCUCGCCGUCGCCGUCCUCGGCGGCGCGCUGUCAUUGCUUCUCAUAUCCUGGGCUACCCGUCGACGAGAUGAUGUUUCGAGGCUACCCAGCCCGUCUAGUUCAGAGGCGAGUUGGCUGUGGGGCCAUGAACGUCGAGUAUGGGACGGGGAAGCAUGCCAGACCCACAAGAGGUGGAUCCACGAAAUCGGGCAUGUAUUCCGAAUCAAGGCAGCCUUCGGAGGACGCGACAUACUCGUUGCUGCUGACCACCAUGCUGUCCAGCACGUCCUUCAGAACACGGAUCGCUAUGUCAUGGCGCACGCAUUCCGCACGGUCAUGGGCAACCUCAUCGGAAAGGGUCUAGCCUGGGUGGUCGGCGAUGAUCACCUCAAACUGCGCCGCUUCCUCGCUCCCGCAUUCGGUCCAGACAGCGUCAAACGCAUGUCCGACGACGUCGUGACCUGCGCAGAGAAGCUUGAGUUGAGGCUUCACGGCGACGUAUCCCAUGACGCAUCGCAAACAUGUGAGGUCAACAUCCUGCCGUAUAUCUCCGCUUGCACGUUGGAUGUCAUUGGCCGGGUCGCUUUCGGCCAUGACUUCCAGCCACAAUCGGCGGCGCCUUCGGGAGAUGCGAGUCGCAUCAUGUCCAGCUGGCACAAGAUAGUUGCGAUCUCCGCAACCAACGCGUCGUUUUUGGCACCGUUAGUCCUGAGGAUGUUCCCUUGGAUCACGCAAUUGCCUCUGCCGGCGCUGAAGGCCCAAGGAGAGGCGAACGUCAUCGUGCGACAGAUUGCCAAAAAGCUCAUUGCCAACGCGAAUACGGAUGAUGACCGCAGGGAUAUCCUUAGUAGAUUGCUGAAGAUGAACAAGAGUCAAGCACAAUUCACAGAGGAAGAAAUCAUCGAAAACAUAAUCACCUUCACGAUGGUUGGCCAUGAGACCUCGUCGGGCACCAUAUCCUUCACGCUACUUGCUCUUGCCCGAAACAAGGAAGUCCAGGACAAGCUUCGCCACGAGAUCCAACAAUAUGGCCAAGACCUCUCGUAUGAUGCCGUACAGAAGUUGGAAUACCUCGAAGCCGCUGUACGAGAAGGGAUACGGCUGUUCGCUGCUUCGCCCCAAACGGACAGGGUCGCAUUGAAAGACGACGUUCUGCCCCUCAAGUCUCCUGUACAGCUUGAUGAUGGCUCAGUCGUCCGGAGCGUCUACAUCAAACGGGGACAGAUCAUACAGAUACCUUUCGGAGCUAUAAACGCGGAUGAAUCGACGUGGGGCAGCGAUGCCGCGGCGUUCAAUCCGGACCGGUGGAUCGUGGCAGGUGGCGUACCGUCUCCGGCGGAUCUACCACAUGGUUGGAGCGGUUUGUUGUCCUUCAGCGACGGUCCAAGGACUUGUAUCGGCUACAGACUCGCUAUUCUGGAAUGCAAAAUCAUUCUAGCCCGCCUCAUUCGCGCCUUCGUGUUCGAAGACGCACAAUGCACCGUCAGGACGAAGAUCGCUCCCACAUUGCAACCCAUAGCGAACGGCGUAGCCGGGAACAUGCCAUUACGAGUACGGCCGGUCAAUGGGUUCGGUUCGUGA
This is a messenger RNA of Punctularia strigosozonata HHB-11173 SS5, 1593 nucleotides long. Its product is annotated as cytochrome P450. The transcript has 8 exons. The record is from RefSeq and is a predicted model, not a curated record. Gene Ontology annotation, molecular function: monooxygenase activity; heme binding; iron ion binding. Lineage: Eukaryota; Fungi; Basidiomycota; Agaricomycetes; Corticiales; Punctulariaceae. The coding region runs from base 1 to 1593 and encodes 530 amino acids.